Plenodomus lingam JN3 is the source of this 711-nucleotide messenger RNA. RefSeq lists its product as uncharacterized. The record is from RefSeq and is a predicted model, not a curated record. Gene Ontology annotation, cellular component: mediator complex. Gene Ontology annotation, biological process: regulation of transcription by RNA polymerase II. Lineage: Eukaryota; Fungi; Ascomycota; Dothideomycetes; Pleosporales; Leptosphaeriaceae. Gene Ontology annotation, molecular function: transcription coregulator activity.
AUGUCCACCGAAGAGCCCACACAACCCUCCCCCAUGGACACCGCCACCACCACCACCACCACCUCCUCCUCCUCUUCCUCCUCCACAGCGCCACCGCCCCAACCCUCAGCCCAACAAGACGCCUCUCAGCCUACGUCCCAGCCAGAAACCUACCGCCAAGUCGCAGCCGCCCAUAUAGCCACCCUGUCUGAAAUCAACCACCAACUCCCCAAAAUGCUUCGCUACUUUGCAACCGCCCUGACCCAACUGACCGACCACCCCAUCCACGACACCCACAACACCAACAACAAUGACAACAACACCAACACCCAACCCACCGACACGCUAGAAUCCCGCCGCGAAGCCUUCCGCAAAUACGCCACCUUCACCGGCAUGUCCGUCAACCUGAUCCGCGAAGAACUCGUACGCCAAAUCGAAGACCUCGAGGCCUACAAAGUAAUCCCCACCAGCCAUCCGAAAUUCACAGUCGCCAAGCGACACGGCGACACGGCGCCGUCCAAGGAGGAGACGGAUCCGCAGGCUGGGGUGCGCAAUGGCGGGUAUGGCGAUUUUGACGUGGGCGUGUUGAAUGCGCGGGCGAGUACGGGGUUGGGGGGCGAGGAUGUGUUGGAGAGGGUGAGGGGGGUGUUGGAGGAGUUGGCGAGGAGGAGUGGGGGAAAUGAGGGGGUGGAUGGGGUCAAGGACGAGCAGAUGGUAGGGGUGGAUGGGUGA